Messenger RNA from Pelobates fuscus (common spadefoot toad), 2240 nucleotides. RefSeq names its product G protein-coupled receptor 19 (gene GPR19). Lineage: Eukaryota; Metazoa; Chordata; Amphibia; Anura; Pelobatidae. Gene Ontology annotation, molecular function: G protein-coupled receptor activity. Gene Ontology annotation, cellular component: plasma membrane. Bases 231 to 1484 code for a protein of 417 amino acids. The record is from RefSeq and is a predicted model, not a curated record. Gene Ontology annotation, biological process: G protein-coupled receptor signaling pathway. The transcript has 2 exons.
CUGCGCUGUGUGUAGGUAGUGAGUGUAAUGGGGGUGCACGGAUCAUACCCCUCUGCUCUGGCAGGCUCUAUUGAUUUGCUAUGAGGAGACCCGGCCGGACCCCAUCAUUCAGCCCACGGGUCGCCCACUGAAUAAACAGAGAGGAGACUGACAACAUGGGCUCUAGCCUCCCCUCCUCCAGGAUGCUGAUAGAUUGAUACAUUGUAACCGAGAGGCUGCUGAACUGUGUGAUGAAGAUGGUGUUUGCCCAUGGAAUGGAUUCACAUAUGCCUCAUCUCAUUCUGCCCACUGUACUGUACCAAAUACCAAAUACAAGUGUUGUCACCUGCCCUAUGCCAGCUGGAGAUCCAUGGGUACCUGGACUCUUCAAAGAUGAAACAAGUGUGAGAAGGAAUACCACUGUACCAAUUCAACUUCUUUUUAAUGGAGAGGUAGCUGCUGCUGGCCUUGUCUUUGGAGUCAUAUGGAUCCUUUCGGUCUUUGGCAAUAUAUUGGUUUGUCUUGUCAUCCAUCGGAGCCGGAGGACUCAAUCUACCACCAACUACUUUGUAGUGUCUCUGGCAUGUGCGGACCUACUAUUGAGCCUCGGAAGUGCUCCUUUUGCCUUACUGCAGUUAACUUCUGGCCGCUGGAUACUAGGUAGUGCCAUGUGUAAACUAGCACGGUAUUUCCACUACUUGACUCCAGGUGUCCAGAUUUAUGUUCUUCUGUCAAUCUGUCUGGACCGCUUCUAUACCAUCUUGUACCCGCUGAGCUUUAAAGUCUCCAGAGAAAAGGCAAAGAGGAUGAUAGUGGCUUCUUGGGUGUUUGAUGCAGCUUUUGUUUCCCCUGCAUUUUUCUUUUAUGAUGCUGUGGAUGGCCAUUGUAACUUUUUUCCUCCCUUGUCCUGGGAUGGUGCUGCUUAUGGAGUGGCACAUUUAUUGGUGGGCUUCAUGGUUCCUUCUGUCCUCAUCAUCCUUUUCUACCAAAAGGUAGUGAAAUACAUAUGGCGCAUUGGCACUGAUGGAUUCACUGUUAGACGGACAAUGAACAUUGUACCCAGGACCAAGGUGAAAACCAUCAAAAUGUUCCUAAUGCUCAACACGAUUUUUUUGGUGUUCUGGUUGCCCUUCUACAUUGUGCAGCUGUGGCACCCAGAUGAGAGUGACCGGCGGCAGAGUAGCUUGGCGUACUUGGCAGUUUCCUGGCUCUCAUUUGGGUCUUCAGCUGCCAAACCCACACUAUACUCUGUCUACAAUGCCAACUUCCGGCGUGGCAUGAAAGAAACAUUCUGUAUGUCCUCCAUGAAAUGCUAUAGGAGCAAUGCAUACACUAUUACCACCAGUUCUCGUAUGGCCAAGAGGAACUAUGUGGGUAUCUGUGAAAUACCAGUGCCAACGAAAGCCACAGUUAAGGAGUCUGUUUAUGAUUCCUUUGAUCGUGAAGCAAAAGAGAAGAAACUUGCUUGGCCCAUUGACUCCAACCCUCCCAACACCUUUGUGUGACACAGAGUUUGGGCCACUGUUUUCGAUAAUAUAGUCCCAACCAAUUUGCUGUCAGAGGGAAUCACAUAUUUUUGUAGAACUGUCAGACAGCAAAUAGGUUAAAUGUGAACUAAUUACUGAUAGGAAAACUAAAGUGGUUCAAAACAUCUUACAAAAGAACUGUGCCUAAUGUUAAAUCCCUCCUUGAUUCAUAAAAAAACUGGAAUGUUCCAGAUGAUAUUUUCUGAAGUUUUAAGCAAUAUUUAUGCUGUUAACCUAGGAAAAAGAAUCGUUUGAGAGGGGAGUGUGGUUGUUUUAAGUGGAACAUCAAUAAAUGGUUAGUGUUUUGUGGGGUGAAGGCAACACUUGAGUGACUGUGACUGGAUUGAUAAUACCAAUACAUUUUCCCACUCCACGCACAAUCCAAGCUACAGUGUUGCGUAAAUAAACAGAUGAUGGUUACCUUUGUCAGGUCACUGAUAGAAAGGUAGAACUAGUUAAAAAAAUAUUUGUUUAACAUCACAGAUCGCUGUGAUUCAAUCAUCUUUCUUGGUAAAUAUUGGUGACAUUUGCAUCUCAGGAGACACACAAAAAAGCAGUUUUUAUCACUGAACGUGUAAUUGAAACUCAUGCCAGCUUUCUAAAAUUUGUGGAGACAAGAAGACUCAACACUAAUGAUAAAAAAAUAAAUAAUUGUUGUCUUGUAAGGUAUAAACAUAAUUGUUUACGAAAGGGCUGUUUCAAUAAAAUAAUCCUACUCGUUUGAUUGAUUUGUGA